Molecule: messenger RNA, 1680 nt
Organism: Brassica oleracea var. oleracea
Lineage: Eukaryota; Viridiplantae; Streptophyta; Magnoliopsida; Brassicales; Brassicaceae
Product: protein GPR107-like
Exons: 1
Coding region: 131-1441 (436 amino acids)
Biological process (GO): transport
Cellular component (GO): Golgi apparatus; membrane
Source: RefSeq, a predicted model, not a curated record
AAUCACAUCUAUAAACUAACGGCCUAGAUCAUAACAGAGCUCUCGAAGAACACAAUUGUAUCAGAGAUCUCUCUCCUCUCCUCUCCGCGACUCGAAUCAAAUCAAAUUAAACGACGGAACCCUAACCUCCAUGGAUCUCUCUUCUCGUUCCUUAUGGAUCCUCGUCGUCUUCCUCUCAAUCACCACCUCCUUCGCCGAGAUCCGCAAAUCCGAGAUCCGAUCCGAUGACCGGUCCAUCAUCCCCCUGGACGAGUUCGGAUUCACACACACAGGCCGCCUCGAGCUCGACGCCUCGAAGAUCUCCCUCUCCAACACCAACCCGGACCUCGACCUCUCCAAGGUCGGCUUCUUCCUCUGCACGCGCGACGCCUGGGUGCACGUGAUCCAGCAGCUCGAGGAGGAGGAGAUCACGUGCGCUCUCCAAUCAGAUCUCGUCAAGCACGUGUUCACCUUCAACAAACUCAACAAGAACACGAGCUUCUCCACCGUCUUCUCCGAGAACGACGCCGAUCAGUACUCCCUCGUCUUCGCCAACUGCCUCCAGCAGGGGAAAGUCACCAUGGACGUCAGAUCCGCCAUGUACAACCUCGAAGGCAAAAACGGCGGACGCGAUUACCUCUCCGCCGGGAGAACCGUGCUCCCCAAGGUCUACUUCCUCUUCUCGAUCAUCUACUUCUCCCUCGCCGCCACGUGGAUCUACGUCCUCUACAGGAAACGGCGCACGGUCUUCGCGAUCCAUUUCUUCAUGCUCGGCGUCGUCGUUUUGAAGGCUUCGAACUUAUUAUGCGAGGCGGAGGAUAAGUCUUACAUCAAGAAAACUGGAAACGCGCAUGGAUGGGAUGUGUUGUUCUACAUCUUCAACUUCCUCAAGGGGAUCACUCUUUUUACUCUGAUCGUUUUGAUCGGGACGGGGUGGUCCUUCUUGAAGCCUUACUUGCAGGACAAGGAAAAGAAAGUGUUGAUGAUCGUCAUACCACUCCAGGUCGUUGCUAACUUCGCGCAGGUGGUUAUCGAUGAGACGGGACCGUAUGGGCAAGACUGGGCCACUUGGAAACAGAUCUUUUUGCUGGUCGAUGUGGUUUGUUGCUGCGCUGUUUUGUUUCCCAUUGUUUGGUCUAUUAAAAACUUGCGUGAGGCGGCUAAGACUGAUGGGAAGGCUGCUGUGAACUUGGUUAAGUUGACUCUGUUUAGGCACUACUACAUUGUGGUUAUCUGCUAUAUCUACUUUACGCGAGUUGUUGUCUAUGCGCUGGAGACUAUUACCUCUUACAAAUAUAUGUGGACUAGUGUUGUGGCCAGCGAGUUGGCUACUUUGGCGUUUUAUGUUUUCACUGGGUAUAAGUUCAGGCCUGAGGUGCAUAACCCUUACUUUGUUGUUGAUGAUGAUGAGGAAGAGGCUGCGGCUGAGGCGCUGAAGCUCGAAGACGAGUUUGAAUUGUAAGAAGCAUAUACUUUUGUUUGACAGGGUGGUUGAGAGAGUAAUUAUAUGGUAAACCAGCUUCGCUUUUCUGUUUUUUUAUUUCUUCUUUUUAAAUUUAUGUUAUUAGAAUGCAAUACCUAUUUUGUUUUUUUUUUAAUGUGUUGUUAAGACAUUUAUAUAGACUCCGGUGAAUGUCUUACUCUUAACCAUUGCAUAGUAUAAUUUUGUAUUAAUGGUAACAUGAAAAACGCUUGGUGCUU